AUGAGCGAGGUAAGUGGCCGUCAGAGUGUGAUGAACGUAGAAAGCUCUAGCACGGAAUGCAAGGUUAAGAUCCCCGUUAGAGAUUCCACACUCAAACCUACACAGGCAGAGAAAACAUCAACCGUGGUCAGCUCUGCUGUUAGGAAUUGUGAAACUGCCCACCAGCUGGACACAGCAGACACCAGUUACUCGCGCACAGAUGAAGAUGAUGAGGAACUGACAAAGAUGAAGCAGUUAUGUAGAGACCUAAGUCAGAAGCUGAGGACCACACAGCUACUCGUUACCAUCAGUGGUGGACGACCUGUUAUAAGUCUCAGGCCACCACCAGAACUGGUCAACUUCUCAUGCGGCAUCCGCUGGCCAAUAGAGUGUGAGGUCAUCAGCGACAUUAUCCAUCACAUAGAGUGGGACCCACCAGAUCCAGAGCCCUUCUAUCAGUGCACAGGAUAUGAGAGGACACCCAUGCCAGUCGGAGAGGAGAGGGGGAAGGUGGUAUUCUGCAUUGACCAUGCCGCUAAGCGCCCAUAUUUCACCUACUCUCGUAUUGGAGGAAGCAGAGAACCCAUUAAGCGAGCCACUUUUUAUGAUGUCAGUCAGUCAGAGCUGACUCUCAAGUUUGAGUCACGGUUUGAGAGUGGGAACCUUCAGAAGGCCGUCCAAGUGGGUGCCUAUGACUAUGAGCUGACCCUGCGCACAGACAUGUACACAACAAAGCACACGCAGUGGUUUUACUUCAGGGUCAGGAACACAAAAGCUGGCGUCACCUACCGCUUCACUAUCGUUAACUUGAUGAAGAGGAGCAGUCUGUAUUCACAGGGUAUGAAACCACUCCUCUACUCUGAGAGGGAUGCUGAAGAGAAUGGUGUUGGAUGGCAACGCGCAGGUUCAAAUGUCAAAUACUACCAGAACUGCAGUCAGAAUACAAAGGACAACAACAGUGAUGGCAUCACCCUUUACUCACUCUCCUGGACUCUCCAGUUCCCUUAUGAUUCAGACACCUGCUACCUGGCCCACUGCUACCCCUACACAUAUUCACGCCUGCAGCGCUACCUUAGCCGUAUUACUUCCAACCCUACAGUUAGGUCAUACUGCAAAGUACGGGUCCUGUGCCAAAGUCUUGCUGGAAACGCUGUGUAUGUGAUAACAGUAACACCCCAGGACUCUAACAGAAUGGACGACAAGACCAAGAAGGCUGUGGUGGUGACAGCCAGGGUGCACCCAGGAGAAUCCAAUGCAUCCUGGAUGAUGGAGGGAUUCCUGAACUUUCUUCUCGGUGACUCAGAUGAUGCUCAGCUUCUCAGGGACACUUUUGUUUUUAAGGUGGUCCCAAUGUUGAACCCAGAUGGUGUCGUGGUGGGUAACUACCGCUGCUCUCUUGCAGGCAGGGACCUCAACAGAAACUACAGGACACUGCUCAGAGAUUCCUUUCCUUCCGUGUGGCACACCCGAAACAUGGUGGAAAAAUUACUGGCCGAAAGAGAUGUAGUUCUUUACUGUGAUUUUCAUGGUCACAGCCGAAAAAACAAUGUCUUCAUGUAUGGCUGCAAAAACAAAGGUGACUCUACACUGAAACUUCACGAGAGAGUCUUUCCACUAAUGAUGAGCAAGAAUGCUAGCAAUAAGUUCUCCUUUAACAGCUCUAAAUUCCGGGUGCAGAAGAGCAAAGAGGGCACAGGACGAAUCGUCAUGUGGAGACUUGGCAUCAAAAACAGCUACACCAUGGAGGCCACCUUUGGAGGCGCCACUCUGGGCGACAGGAGAGGAACACAUUUUACUACUCAAGACUUGAAGUCCCUGGGUUUUCACCUGUGUGACACCCUCUUGGACUAUUGUGACCCUGAUCCAAUAAAGAUCACUUACUGCCUGGCAGAAUUGGCAUUGCUGCAAAAGGAGUUCAGAGAAAGACUGGGCAAAGAUUUGGGAAACAGCUCUGACCUCGAAACCAGCACAAGUGGCUCAGAUAGUUCAGAUUCAGAAGGACUCCCACUUCAUUUGCUGAACCAGCCAGAAACAUAUACAGAGCAAACUCCAGUGACGAAAAAAAAGAAACACUUCAGGAGUCGUAAAGAGAGGAACAGACGACGACCAAACAGAGUAAAGAACAAAACACAGCAAAAGGAGUCUGACGUGCCCCCUGACAAAACGAUCAAAGAGAGCGUCCAAAAGAGGCCCGCUGAACGCCACAGAAAGAAACCUCACGUAAACAGCCUGAUGAGAAAAGGUCCUACAAUCACUCACCAUGGUGAGGUCAGUCAGGAAAACUCAGAUCUACGUCACAGUCCAGAACCAUGCCCACUUGACAGCAAAUACACCGGUGCUUCACCCCACAAAGGUGAUCCGGACAUGGAGACAGGACAGCCGGGACACUCCUCUCCCCCGCUGAACCUCAGGGCUCUCAUUCCACCGUCAUCAAAAAUCAUAAAGUCCAGCCAGCAUCAACAUCACUGCCACCGCCAGUCUUUUACCCCCUACAAAUUCUACAAAGGGCUGCCACCUUUGCUUACAUCAGCCCACGGGUAA
Messenger RNA from Pelmatolapia mariae (spotted tilapia), 2520 nucleotides. RefSeq names its product AGBL carboxypeptidase 2 (gene agbl2). Gene Ontology annotation, molecular function: zinc ion binding; metallocarboxypeptidase activity. Lineage: Eukaryota; Metazoa; Chordata; Actinopteri; Cichliformes; Cichlidae. Gene Ontology annotation, biological process: proteolysis. The transcript has 20 exons. The record is from RefSeq and is a predicted model, not a curated record. Bases 1 to 2520 code for a protein of 839 amino acids.